Ctenopharyngodon idella (grass carp) is the source of this 4002-nucleotide messenger RNA. RefSeq names its product solute carrier family 7 member 14a (gene slc7a14a). The coding region runs from base 790 to 3159 and encodes 789 amino acids. The transcript is spliced from 10 exons. Gene Ontology annotation, biological process: amino acid transport; transmembrane transport. Lineage: Eukaryota; Metazoa; Chordata; Actinopteri; Cypriniformes; Xenocyprididae. Gene Ontology annotation, molecular function: amino acid transmembrane transporter activity. Gene Ontology annotation, cellular component: plasma membrane. The record is from RefSeq and is a predicted model, not a curated record.
AUCAUAACGUCAUUGACGUAGACGACGAUAAUAAAUAAUGAAUUUGCUCGCUUAUCACGUGGAGGCAGCGUCUGAAUAAUUUAACCCCUGCGUUACUACACGAGCGUACACGUCCCUUUUGCAGCAUCAGUGAAGUAUCCCUCCCUACGACGACCUUAAUCCUUACAAUGAUGAUUUUUUCGCCUUCAGUGCUGCUUUGAGUUAUGAUAAAUCAUUGUUAAUGUAUAUAAUAAGCAUUAUAUGAUACUCAAACGGAAAUGCAUCCUGCUUGGGAUCCACCUGCCCUUGGACUACGCCACCGUAUCGCGCUGCUGUGAGCCGCAGCACCUCACAUCAGCAUCGGCACAGCUGGACAGCGGCAGCAGCCUGGAAGGCAGAUUCACUCCACUCAGCAGCCAGUUUAUGUAACAGUGCAGCGCCCUAGAGGAGGAGGGGGAGGAGAGGAGAGUAGAGCAGGGAAAGCAAGAAGAAGGGAGGAGCUGCACUGCCCUGAGGAAAGGUUAAAUUUUAAAGCAGCAGAACAGCAGGAUGGAAGAUUUCCUUCUCUGAUUCUGAAUACAGGCAACAGCAGUGUCACGCAAGGUGAAACGAUGAAGCGUUGCUUCACCUUCACUCUGACUGGUCAUGUGGAAACAUCUGGUAAUGAUGCUCCUCUGAAAGACAGUGAACAUCAGUGAACAGCUGGUUUCUGUGUGACCCCCUUUACUGUAAGACCCAGAGCUUCUUCAGACCUCCUCAGAGUAUCAGCCCCAUCUCUUGAAGCCCUUUGAUCCAUAACCAGGCUCCAGGAUGAGUGGGCUCUUUGCCAAACUGGACCCACGGCGGAUUCAAUGGGGGGCCACCUGGUUUGCCUUCCAGUCCCGUGUUCUCCGCACGAAGCCGGUUGAGUCCAUGCUGGAGAGCACAGGUGGCACGGGGGCUCACGGCACCAAACUCGCCCGCGUUCUCUCCACUGUGGACCUUGUGUCUCUGGGAGUGGGAAGCUGUGUAGGCACGGGCAUGUACGUGGUUUCUGGACUGGUGGCUAAGGAAAUGGCGGGUCCUGGGGUCAUUGUGUCUUUCAUCAUCGCUGCCGUGGCCUCCAUCCUGUCAGGAGUGUGCUACGCUGAAUUUGGUGUGCGCGUGCCUAAAACCACAGGAUCGGCCUAUACUUACAGCUAUGUGACGGUGGGCGAAUUUGUGGCUUUUUUCAUUGGCUGGAAUCUGAUUUUGGAGUAUCUGAUUGGUACAGCAGCAGGAGCCAGUGCACUCAGCAGCAUGUUUGACUCGCUGGCCAAUCACAGCAUCAGUGGCUUCAUGAUCAACCACAUAGGAACACUCAAUGGCCUGGGUAAAGGAGAGCAGUCGUAUCCGGACUUCUUGGCCCUGGUCAUAGCCAUCCUGGUCACAGUGAUAGUUGCUCUAGGCGUGAAGAAUUCUGUCGGGUUCAACAACGUGCUGAAUGUCAUCAAUCUGGUGGUCUGGGUGUUCAUAAUGAUUGCAGGCCUUUUCUUCGUCAGUGUAAGCAACUGGGAUGAGGGACGAUUCCUGCCUUAUGGCUGGUCAGGGGUCAUGCAGGGUGCAGCCACUUGCUUCUAUGCCUUUAUUGGGUUUGACAUUAUAGCCACCACGGGAGAGGAAGCCAAAAGUCCCAACACAUCCAUCCCCUAUGCCAUCACUGCCUCUCUGGUCACCUGCCUCACUGCCUAUGUCUCUGUCAGUGUGAUCCUCACCCUGAUGGUCCCUUACACUGAAAUUGACACAGAUGCUCCUUUGAUGGAAAUGUUUUCUCUACAUGGCUUCCAAACUGCCAAAUACAUAGUGGCCAUCGGCUCCAUUGCAGGACUGACAGUCAGUUUGUUGGGCUCUCUCUUCCCAAUGCCAAGAGUCAUCUACGCCAUGGCAGGAGAUGGUUUGCUCUUCAGGUUCCUGGCCCAUGUGAGCACAUACACAGAGACUCCUGCAGUGGCCUGUGUGGUGUCGGGGUUCCUCUCUGCUCUCUUGGCUUUGCUCGUCAGUCUGAGGGACCUGAUCGAGAUGAUGUCCAUUGGCACUCUGCUAGCCUACACGCUAGUGUCAGUGUGUGUGCUACUGCUGCGUUACCAGCCCGAAGGAGACAUCCACGGAUUCGUCAACUUCCUCUCUGAGCAAAACGCGAAGCGUAAGGAAGGAGUGCUGGCCGAGUGCGAGAAAGAAGCCUGCUCGCCGGUCAGUGAGGGUGAUGAUUAUGGAGGAGUUCCCACAAACACCUGCGGAGCCAAGAACCUGCCGUCUCUGGGAGACAACGAGAUGCUGAUUGGUAAGCCUGACAAGUCCACCUACACUGCCAGUCACCCCAACUACGGCACCGUGGACAUGUCCUCAGGCAUUGAGUCAGAUGAGACGGACAGCGUGUACCUGCUGAAGCUGAAGAAGCUGCUGGGGCCUCGCUAUUACACCAUGCGCAUUCGGCUUGGCCUGCCGGGCAAGAUGGACCGGCCCACUGUGGUUACCGGCCGCACCGUCACUCGCUGCGUCAUUCUGCUCUUCAUCCUCAACUUCUGCUUCUGCUCCCUCAUCAUCUUCGGGUCAGGUCAGAUCGCUGAUGGCCAGUGGUGGGCCGUGCUGCUGCUGGUGCUGCUGCUGCUGGUCAUCACGCUCUUGAUCUUCAUCAUCAUUCAGCAGCCAGAGAACCCCAAGCGCCUGCCCUAUAUGGCUCCCUGCGUUCCCUUCGUCCCAGCCUCUGCCAUGCUUGUAAAUGUUUACCUCAUGCUCAAGCUCUCCACAAUCACAUGGAUCCGUUUUGGCGUAUGGUGCUUUGUGGGUGUUUUGAUCUACUUUGGCUAUGGCAUGUGGAACAGCACCCUCGAGAUCACGGCGCGCGAGGAGGAAGCCCACGCUAGCACGUACCAGCGCUACGACAUGGGCUUGGACGACAACUUUGCUGUGGAUGACGAUCUGUACCCUUCUGGAGACAAAGAGCCGUACCAAAGCUGGGGCUCCCAUGAGGGCAGUGGUGGGCACCAGAAACCGAAACACCAGGAGCAGAGCGAGCCUCAGACUGACGGCCUGGACAGGGUGGACAACCACAGGACCUCCUCUUCCUCCUCACACAGCAGGGCCAAAAGCAAAGCUGGCAAACCCAGUCCGGGCUUUGAGGCGCUGGUGGUCGACGAUGAUUUGGACGAUCCUUUGGAAUGAGAAUGUAAUCUGAAUGUACUUGUCUGCCAACAACUGCAGAACCCUUGGGCUAGGUUGUUAUGUCUCUGCAAUGAGUUUUUAUUUUACUCUUAUUCCUUCAUUUGCAGUCAUUUUCCACUACUGAUAGGAUAAUGAGAACGUUUAGGAUGGGAUUUAACUUUUAGAAGGCUUUUUUUUUUUUUUAACCACAUAACACCUAAAAAGUCCAAAUAUUUCUUUGUUUGUUUGUUUGUUUUUUAAAUUAAUUUAACAGUUUUAAAUUAAUUCUCAUUAUAAUCAUGUUACUAAACUCCUCAGCACUUAAAUAUAUGUAUAAUCUAAUGUUUCACUUGAAAGCAACAGCCCCCCCUGACCAAAUUACAGUAACUAGCAUGAAAUUUAUUAUCUGGUGUGUAGUUUAUUAGCUACUGCCCUUUUAGUUAUCACAGUCCCACAGCUUUUCCCAAUACAAUCAUUUUUUAGCUGUCAGAACGAUGUCCGUUCACAGGUCACUUCCACUCUAUUAACCUCGACGCUGUCUUUAUGUGGGGUCGAUAAAACCAGCUGAAAAAUUCCCAUGUGAAGCCCUUAAAACACUUAAAGCAAAUUGCACACUUUAGUUAUUUUAGUAAGCAGCUGUUUUUCUUAAUCAGUUUUAUUGUCGCAUACAAAAAGUUUAGUUUGAGAAGCAAAGAUAGACGAUAGCCAUAAAAUACGAUGGGGAAUGAUAUGAUAAAUCUUCUGCUCAAACAUCUAGCCCAAGUGAGGUUUGGACUGUAGGUUGUCACAAAUAGUAAUUGGACUUUGCUUGCAAUAGUGCCUUCAUCUGUCAGUGUGUGCUUUAAAUAUGAACAUCAAGAUGUC